Molecule: messenger RNA, 1321 nt
Organism: Miniopterus natalensis
Lineage: Eukaryota; Metazoa; Chordata; Mammalia; Chiroptera; Miniopteridae
Source: RefSeq, a predicted model, not a curated record
AUGCAUUCCUCAGGUUAUGUGGCAGUAGUCGUCAUCACUGAUUUUCUAGACAUUGACCUCACCAUCAUUUCUUGUACAAGUACAUUAUAUCUCUGUGACCACGUGUCCAUAAGCCUAUUUGGCAAGAACAUCAAGUGUUUGCCCCACGAUCCUGGCAGCCCCUGGCCCCGCCUCCGCGUUGCCUGGCAACACAGCGGCGCGGGACGCGGUGCGUCGAGGUACGUCGAGGUGCGUCGAGGUGCGUCCGAGGCCCUCGUCCCCUCCCCCUCCGGGUGGGCGGUGGAAACCGCUGCGCCUGCCGCGGGCUGUCCUCGGCUCCGAGGAGGCUGUGGGGUCCGGAGGCCCUCGCCGGGGCCCGGCGACGGCGGCGCGCGAAAGUCGAGGUUGACCAUCAUGCAGUGUAUGAAGACAUUUCUGUACACUGUAGUGAGAAACCGGAAAGGAAAUGAAGAAAACAGUUCCAUGUAUGAUCACAUCAAAAAGAAUGAAAUACUUAGGAAUAAAGUAACCAAGGCGGCAAACGACUUGUACACUGAGCACUACAAAACGUUGCUGAAAGAGAUUAAAGAAGACGAUCCAAAUGAAGAUACAGAAUGGAAUGAAAUUUUAAGAGAUUUUGGCAUUCUGCCUCCAAAAGAAGAGCCAAAAGAUGAAAUUGAAGAAAUGGUUUUACGUUUGCAGAAAGAAGCAAUGGUUAAACCAUAUGAAAAGAUGACUCUUGCACAGUUGAAGGAAGCUGAAGAUGAAUUUGAUGAUGAAGAUAUGAGAGCUAUUGAAACAUAUAGAGAAAAGCGGUUACAGGAAUGGAAAGCUCUUAAGAAAAAACAAAAAUUUGGGGAGUUGAGAGAAAUUUCUGGAAAUCAGUAUGUGAAUGAAGUCACAAAUGCAGACAAAGAUGUAUGGGUUAUAAUUCAUCUAUACAGAUCAAGCAUUCCAAUGUGUUUGUUGGUUAACCAGCAUCUUAGUCUUCUAGCAAGAAAGUUUCCAGAAACUAAAUUUGUUAAAGCCAUCGUGAAUAGCUGCAUUCAACACUACCAUGACAAUUGUUUACCAACAAUUUUUGUUUAUAAAAACGGUCAGAUAGAAGGCAAAUUCAUUGGAAUUAUAGAAUGCGGAGGGAUAAAUCUCAAGCUAGAAGAACUUGAAUGGAAGCUAGCAGAAGUUGGAGCAAUACAGACUGAUUUGGAAGAAAACCCCAAAAAAGGCAUUGUAGAUGUGAUGGUAUCUUCAAUCAGAAACACUUCUAUUUAUGAUGACACUAAUAGUUCAAACAGUGAUGAUGAUGAUACCAAAUAGAGGAAAAUAAUUAAUAAAUCGCUUU